CUGCGUGAGGGGACAAUCCAGAGACGGCGCGGAGGUGACUCUGCGUAGCCGAGACUUGGAGGUCUAAUCCCUAAAUUACUCUUCCUACCAAAAUGGCCGAGCAGGCUCACAGGGUGGUCGCAAGUUACAAACCUUCGAAGUUUGACAAAAAAAUCCUUCUCUGGACUGGACGUUUCAAGACAGAAGAAGAGAUUCCUCUGAGGAUCCCGCCAGAGAUGCUAGACAAGGCAAGAAACAAAGCUCGAGUGAAAGCCUGUUACAUCAUGAUAGGGCUCUCAAUUAUUGCCUGUUUUGCGGUGAUUGCUUCAGCUAAGAAGGCUGCUGCACGUCACGAGUCCUUAACGAGCUUAAAUUUGGCAAAGAAGGCCAAGUGGCGGGAGGAGGCUGCACUGGCUGCAGAGGCAAAGACAAAGUAACUUCGCCUGAAAUGCUGAAGGUCCCCGGAAGAGCAAAAUUAACUGCUGCUGAGAGCAACUAGUGAGUUUCACCCCUACAUGAACAACUGUAGUAUCCACACCCUGGAGCCAGUAAGGGCAGCUACAGCACUACAAAAAGAAAGGGAAGGUCUCUUUCAUUAGGAAGAUAUUCAGGAUACUUGUUGCAUAUAAUUAAACCUAUUUAGAAUGUUUUGCAUAUGAUUAAAAGCAGUAAUUCAUCUUAUAGGAGAUGAGGUAGUUUCCUAAGAAUGCCAGUUACCUUUGGUUAGAUAACCACAAAGUAUUUAAACCCAAGAAGUUUUCUCUCUGGUGACAGUGCAGUUAUUCAGUGCACAAACUGCCACUUGGAAUUCAUUGGCAUCAAUGCUGUAUUCAAAAUGGUAUUUACAUUUUUUAGUUUUAAGCAGCAACACUUUUUAGAUCACUAAAUAAAUGCAGCAAACAUCUGUAAAAUAGGUUUUAUUGGUUUCUGUAUGGUAUUUGGAGAUUUAACAUUCCAUAAUAUUGCAUACUACUUAUAUGUGUUCUGUUACAGUAAUGGACCUUUGGCCUGGAUUUAAAGAUGCACUAUUACUAUCUGAAGUUAAUAUGGGUAAUUUAGUUUCCAAGCAUUAUAUGAAGACAUUGUGCCAUAAGUAACUAGAAUUUUUCAUUCCAGAUUUCAGUGAAAUCUUGAGGUCACAGCUUAAGUCAACGUAUCAAUUUGCAGACCUACUACAAAAAUCCUCAGUUGUACAAUUAUAAAUAUAAACCUACUGAGAAUUAACCAUGGAGGAAAGACAAUAGUGCAUCUUUACUACUUUUUUUAAAGACAGGCCCAACACUAAAUAGUUUCCAGUUGCAAACUUGUUCUACAGCAAACAUUUCUGUGCCAACAUUAUUACUGUUUUCUGAUUGCUGCUAGCAACAGUGUGUAAAGCAAAUACUAGAAAAUUAAAAAGCUGUAUGAACCAGUCCUAAGACAAAAGUGCAAUGACGAAAAAAUUAGAUAUGAUUCAGUGUAACAAAAGAAGGGAACUAAUAAAAAAAAUCUUAUGCUCUGCAUAGUUGCAUAGAUUAGCUAGUUAGUAUUCACAUUUAAGCAGAACAAAUGGUACCCUUUUAAUUAAACCCAAACCCCUGUAUUUUUAAACAGACUUUGUAGCUAAUGGGGCACUUCAAAUUGCAUAUAAAACACCAAACUUACAGAGAUUUUCAUAUCACAGUUUUGUUUCUCCCACCAUACUGGCUUCAUCUAUUUAGGUAAUAUCAUCAUAAUCAUAGCCCUACCUGCGAAUGAGUACACUGGAACUGACCUUAAGUCAUAAUCUCUGGUUUUAUUUUGUUCGUUUACGUGCUUUUACCAAAGCAUGACAUAAACUCAGUGAUAAAAUAGGAGAGACCAUCCUGUAUGUAUAUCCUUUAAAGAAUGUUCAUUGUUAUUUUUUAACAAUAUCAGGGUAAACCAAAUGUUGAAUUUAAAGAAGGAUUUUCAUUAUCCUAACUCCAUCAAUUUUAGUUCCCUUUCAAACUGUUCCAUUUAAACAUAUCAGAGGCAUGAAAUAGUUUGUCUAAAUGCAUAAAGUGCAGUCACUAACCAUCUACAAGAUAGAAUAAUAUAUCCACACAACUGAAGACAUUCUUUCAAAACAAAUGUAAUACUUUAGAUGUUCCCUCUUUUCUUCAUUUUCAAGUCUUUCAAUUAAGAUUUUCAUAGUUCAGAUUUGGUUUAAAUAAGAGAGGCAUAUAAAUGUAGUUUUACAGGGUUCUCCAAAUAAAAAGCAGGCACGGCUGGUUAUUAUCAAAACAAGGUUGUUAGAAACAAAGGAAUACCCUGUUACCUGAAUUAUUUUCUUACACUAGAACACAGAAAUUCAGCAUUUGCUUGUAAUCUUGGUAGAUUUCCAUGAUUGUUACCCUGUUCUUUGAUGGGGAGUGGAGAGACCAUGGGAGAGAAUGAAGGUUGGUAUAUGAAAACCUAAAACUAAUAGAGUAAAAAGGGCAUAA
This is a messenger RNA of Cyanistes caeruleus (blue tit), 2423 nucleotides long. The record is from RefSeq and is a predicted model, not a curated record. Lineage: Eukaryota; Metazoa; Chordata; Aves; Passeriformes; Paridae.